GCCUCUCCUAAGAGAGUUUGCGCAGCUCUAUGUUCAAAAUGGCGUGCAAGUUCUCUGGGAGUGUGUUCGCAAUGGAGUGAAAACAACGAGGGCAUAUGUGUCAACUUAUUUGGAAAUGAAAUAGAAGUCUUAUGCAUUCUGCGAACCUUUCUGUGUGAAGUCUUGGUAGCUGCUAAUUAUUGGGCACCUCCCGAACACAUUUACUUUCAAGUGUUGUCAGUUAUCAUGAACUCUUGGGCUGUAAGUCUUAGUGACAAAGCAUGGGAUUUUGAUGAAAAUGAAUCCUGUGAUGUAGUUUUUAUAGAUGGACCUCCAAACCAGAGGCAAAUGUGUUUCAUUGCUCCGGGUGCUUCUGAUAAUCAACAUUUAGACCAUGGUGUAGCUCCAACUUCAUCAGGAUCAAAAACAAAUGAUGAGUUUGGAGAGAUAUGGGUGCCUCCGCCCAAAAAGGAUGAUGCACCUGAAGAUCUCGAUGGCCCUCCUCUGAGGAAGCUAUUUGUGGGAAACCUGCCUUACAGGGUUACAGACUCUAAACUUAAAGCAUUUUUUACUAAAUUUGGAAAAGUUAUCAAUGCUCAUGUUAAACGAGAGCCAACCAAGAGACGACAUGCAUUUUAUGGAUUUGUGACGUUUCACAGACCAGAAGAUGCUCGAAAUGCCUUAAAGGCCACCCCCAAAGAACUGUCUUUGUUUGGGUACCAGUUAUGUGUUAACAAGGCAGACAGAGUUCAUCAACCAAUUGAACUCUCUGAUGGUACAGUGCAAUGGUUGCCCGGCAAACGCUUUUACAAAGAAAGUGGAGAACCUGUAUGUGAUAAACUAAAAAGAACCCGCAUUGACCACCAAUCCAACAUGAUCAUGGGAGAGUCUGAAGAUAUGGAUAUUGAUGAAUACCGAGAAGGAGAAUUUUCUCCAUUUUCAACCUUGAAUGAUGACUGUCUGCUUCAUAUUUUUUCUUUUCUCUCUCUCACUGAUCGUGUUCGUAUUGAAAGAGUGUGCAAGCGAUGGCAGUUUGUUGCUCGAAGUAUGUGGCGCCGUAUGCAUUCUCUUGAUAUGCAACAGCUUGCUCUACCACCACACCAUCUGCACAGUAUGGGGGUCUUAAAAAGUAUACUGAUGCGUUGUGGUGACAGCCUCUCUUUUCUUUCCUUGGCGAUAUAUGCUCAUAGUCGUCACAGACGGAGCAAGUUUCUUCCAAUAGUUGGAUCACUUUGCCCUAACCUUCAGGAAUUAGAUGCCACAGGAGUAAGACUUAACAAAUUUGGUCUUCAAAGACUGGGUAGUGGCUGCACAAAACUUCGAAAACUCAAUCUGAAUUAUUGCUCUGGUGUUGAUGAACGCUUCCUUGAAAAUCUUCUUAAAAUAUUACCUGAAUUAGAAAGCCUAAGUAUUGCACAGUGGGGAGAAUUAACAGGACAAGCUUUAAAUAAACUUCCUCCAGAAACAAUGAGAGAAUUAAAUCUCAAUGCCUGCAGUAACUUAAGACCAAAUGAACUUCUAACAGCUGUGAAAAGGCUCCCUCUGCUGGAAAGUUUAUCGCUGACAUCAUGUAUAAGUCUUUCAAAUCAGCAUGUAAAGACUUUAUUUGAAUCAGUUCCCCAACUUCGGUCUCUUAAUAUGGCACAGUAUUUUCCAAGGCUCAAGUACGCCUCAUUAGAAUCAAUAGGCAUGCUAAGCAAUCUCCGGUGUCUGAAUCUUGAGCUGAAUGACCUUUUGACUGACAGAGGAAUAGAGACCAUAGUUGAUGGUUGCAGGGAACUUGAAAGUCUUAAUAUAACAGGUUGUAGAGCAUAUGCCCCAGAGCAUUGUGUAACUACUAAAGGCAUAACACUUCUAGCAAAAUUGCCUUGCUUGCGAGAGUUAAAAAUGAGCUAUCUUGCUGACAUUAAUGAUGGAGCUCUAACGGUCCUUGCUCAGAAUGGUACACUACAAAAGUUGGAAUGCCGAGGAUGUCCAUCACUUAAAGGGGAUGGAUUCUUAAGGAUUAUAUCUCUUUGUCCUGAUCUGGAACUCUGUGAUGUUAGUGGUUGUGAUCAUGUGAAAAUUUCAAUUGUCAAGACAGCAAUAACAGCCGUAAAAUUGCGCAAUAACAAUAUAUUUCUGCGCCUUGUUGUGGGUGGAACUGGAAUUAUGUGGGAGCAACUUGAUUCCUGCAAACAAGAUAUUCCUCCACAUCUAAAUGUUGAACUUGUUGAUUUAUCAGUACCCCACCUUCGUCCUGAUUUUGUUGAUGGAAUAUAUUUUGAUAAUUUUUCUGAUUACUCUGAUGGAGCAGAUGAUGAUUUGGAUAUAUACGAUGAAAUCUGUGAUGACCUUGGGCCAGACGAGGAUGAAGAUGAUGACAUGCAAGUACCAUCACCAACACCUAGUUCUUAGUCGUAGCUUAUGUAGGAGUCUGCAAUUAGGUACUAAUCAUCCAAGUUAUUAUACAAGUUUUGGUUGGAGAUUGUCAUUUUGUUUCUGUUUUUAUUCUGUCAUUUGUGUAAUUUUUACAUAAUUUACUUUUACACCCUCUGAUUCUUUGGCAGUUCCAAAUUACAGUAAGCUAAGCAGUAUUUACUGAAACCAAAACCUCCAAGGGUAGGCUCACCCAGACCUGCCUGUACUGUAAUACAUAAACUCUUUCAUCCUGAGAAUAUAUAUUAAUUUUGUAACAGAUUUUGUUAAUGUACAUAUGUGUAUAUUUUGUAACUAUUAAUCAUGUACAAAAAAAUGCUUUAAAAGCAUUUUGUUUAACUAAGUGUUUUCCUGUUUUAUAUGUAUAUAAACUACAUAAUUUUAAUUCAAAGUUUUCACAAAGGUAUUUAUGUGUGAAUGUGCAAUUAUUGGAUCAUGUGCUAUGAACUAUAAGUGAUGUGUCCUUCAGUUUUCCACAAACAAUGAACUUUAAAUUCUACUCUAAGAGUAGCUGCAGCACAUAUAUUUGAAAUGCAUUAUAGCAUUACCAAAUUUGUAUUAUCUUCUUUCUGUUACUCUAUUUUGAUGUGUCAACUCUCGCUAAAGCUCUUCAGCAAAUUGAAAAGUUUUGGAACGUUGUAUUAAGUGGAUUAAUGCUGUAAAUGUUUGGGAUUUUUUUUACGCGUAAUAUGACUAAUUUGUGUACCAAAUCGCGACGCUGUAAGCUGAGAAACAUUUUAGCACGAGUUUACAGUACUUUAAAUGGUUUAAGUAUUGUCAGACCCAGAAUGUGCUCCUAGUUUAGAAGAAGCUGUAGUAUUUGAUGAAAAAUGGAAAAAAGUGUUGAAACUUGUGGAUUUUUUGUCUUAAAACAAAUAUUUGAGUGGCAUGAAUUGUAUUCUGAAUUUUAAAUCUUCUUCUUUGUGAUUAAACUUGUGUGGUUAGGUUAGCCUUCAAUCAAAAUUUGUGUGUUUACACACACUCUAGUUUACUUUGCUGCGUAUAUUAUUAUUAGGUCUUCCUUGUUAAUUCCUUGUUAGUAAGGUUAGUGGAUUGAAAUUGUUCAAUGUUAAUGAUGCUGAUUCAUAUUGGUGCCAUACAAUUGACUGAUAACCAUGAAUUUUGUUGAUAGGUUUAUGCAACGCUUGACUAGUUCACACUAAUUCACAUAAACAGGGAAGCUAUAAGUUGUUAAGAUUUCGUUUCUUAUGAAUCUGAAUUUGUUUCUAGAGCUGUCUAGAAUUGUUUAUUUUGGAACUGAUGUUUGUUUGGUGCUGCAGAACUGUAAAUAUUGUCUGUGGUUGGUCUGUACUUGGACGAUACACAUAAUUUUGUAUGCCUUCAUAUUUGAUCAUCUCUUUUUAUCUUAAUCUUUAUGCUUCUCAUUAACACUAAAAAGUCCAUUUUCUGUCAACUGCCACUAAGGAAUCAUCCAACUGUGAUUUUCUCCACUGUGUUCAUGAGCUCAGGAGACAUUUUCUCUUAACUUAAAUUUUAUACCUUGUUAAAUGUGGAACUGAAUGUCUGGAAACACCACUGAACAUGUGUUUAAAAAGAGUCUAUUGAAACCUCAGGCUUUGUUACCUUGUAAAUUUUUGACUCGCUUUGCACAAAGAGUUUUGUAUCUCACAUACCUGUUCAGUCCAAAAUGUUUGAGACAAUUAAUCUUUUAAUUAAUUCUGAUUUUAAUAUUGGGCAUAUGCUUUUCAUGUAGUUGUCCCUCAAAACGGGUAACUGAAUUUCGAGGAUAGUAAUCUAAAUUAAUAUUUUGGUGUGGACUGUCAAGAAGAUAGAUAAUUGGUGUUUCCAACGUGAUAAGAAAAGGAACGUGGUAUAUCAGGCACCAAAGUCACGUUCCUUUAUUCUGAGAGCAUUGAUCUCGUUACAUUUUAUUAUUAUUUUUAGAUGUCUUGUUGGUGUCCUUUUUAUUACUGGCUGAUUUAGUGUUAGGAUGUGAACUAUACUGUUCAACUGCGUUUGUGCGAUUUAUCAUAAUGCCGAGAAGCGUAAAUAAAAGUUAUGUAAAAUA
Molecule: messenger RNA, 4426 nt
Organism: Frankliniella occidentalis (western flower thrips)
Lineage: Eukaryota; Metazoa; Arthropoda; Insecta; Thysanoptera; Thripidae
Exons: 14
Coding region: 226-2376 (716 amino acids)
Biological process (GO): SCF-dependent proteasomal ubiquitin-dependent protein catabolic process
Cellular component (GO): SCF ubiquitin ligase complex
Molecular function (GO): protein binding; RNA binding
Source: RefSeq, a predicted model, not a curated record